Messenger RNA from Dama dama (fallow deer), 956 nucleotides. Its product is annotated as cytochrome b5-like. Bases 83 to 487 code for a protein of 134 amino acids. The transcript has a single exon. Gene Ontology annotation, molecular function: heme binding. The record is from RefSeq and is a predicted model, not a curated record. Lineage: Eukaryota; Metazoa; Chordata; Mammalia; Artiodactyla; Cervidae. Gene Ontology annotation, cellular component: mitochondrial outer membrane; intracellular membrane-bounded organelle.
AGGGUGAGUUCGCAGAGACUGCCGCUCUUCUCCGUCCUGCUCUCCUGCUGUCUUUAGGGCCUUAGGCUCUCUGCAUUAAGAAAUGGCCGAGGAGUCCAGCAAAGCCGUUAAGUACUACACCCUGGAAGAAAUCCAGAAGCACAAACACAGCAAGAGCACCUGGCUGAUCAUACACUACAAAGUGUACGAUUUGACCAAAUUUUUGGAGGAGCAUCCUGGUGGGGAGGAAGUCUUAAGGGAACAAGCUGGAGGUGAUGCUACUGAAAACUUUGAGGAUGUUGGACACUCUACAGAUGCUCGAGAAUUGUCCAAAACAUUUAUCAUUGGAGAGCUGCACCCAGAUGACAGAUCAAAGAUAACCAAGCCUGCGGAAAGUAUUAUUACUACCGUUGAUUCUAAUUCCAGCUGGUGGACCAACUGGCUGAUCCCAGCUAUCUCGGCACUGGUUGUAGCCCUGAUGUAUCACCUCUACACUUCGGAAAACUAAACGCAUUCUCAGAAGCCAAUGGAAGAAAAGACUGCUUUGGUCCGGGGAGAAAGAAGCCACCACUCUUAACUUUGACUGACAGAACCCUUCACCUGAAAAUAAUCUGAAUACACCUGUUUUCCUUUCCUCCUACAUUAGACACAAACCAAAACUGUUCCAUUCUUUCAACUACUGAACUUCUAGAGUGUGCCUUCUUAUUCAUCACCUUUGUUCUGAUGUUCCAUCACUACAUCAUUUGCUUAUUGUGGACAAGGUCUUUUAAAACAUACCACCAUGCUGAGCUGUCUGUUGGGUAUAUAAUUGUCUUUCAUGUUUAGAAUCUGAUUACUUGGCGGUCAUUUAAUGCUCUCGUCUUUCAGACCCAAGUUGUCCAAGGUGAGGAGGGGUGUCCUUGGGUCAUUUGUUAUGCUGCUUCAUCUAAUUGAAUGAUCAGAUUUUGCAUGUUUCUAGUGUAGGUUUUUUUUUUUUU